This is a messenger RNA of Geosmithia morbida, 339 nucleotides long. RefSeq names its product enoyl-CoA hydratase. The record is from RefSeq and is a predicted model, not a curated record. Lineage: Eukaryota; Fungi; Ascomycota; Sordariomycetes; Hypocreales; Bionectriaceae.
AUGACCACGCACAUGCUUUCAGGUGGUGGCAUGGAAUCGGUUCUAAAUGCCGAUGUCAUCUUUGACUCGCCUUAUGCCACCUUCAGACUGACCGAGGUUCUAUGUGGCGUCUCUUUAGCCGGAGCUCCGCCUCAAGCCAUAGUUUUGUUUGGAAACUCCAAAAAAUUGUUCUCAUUCAAUGCAAGGAUACUCGCAACUAAGAAGGCAGUCCCAAGAACCUUGGGCUAUGACGAAAUUUCCAGCGUGAGCCCAAACAGUGUCAUCAUAUCACGGUUGGCAGCAUGGGAGGCUUGGGAAACUGCUAUGAAUAGGCUAACUAUGCGCGACCAGGAGCUCUAG